Molecule: messenger RNA, 1056 nt
Organism: Lactuca saligna
Lineage: Eukaryota; Viridiplantae; Streptophyta; Magnoliopsida; Asterales; Asteraceae
Source: the annotation of a GenBank genome assembly
AUGGAUGAUGGCACCCUGUUCGGUGAUCGUGGCAUCUUUGAGGCUAAGGGUCUUUAUUAUGCAUCAUUCUUCAUGUGGUUCUUCACGGGUGGAGAUGGAUGUGGAUUUUCAAGCUUCCCAACAUUUGGUCUUAAGCAUAUGAAAAUAAUCAGAUCAAUCCUUUCAUGGGGUAUAAUGUGGCCACUCAUAAAUGAAAAAAAGGCGAUUGGUAUCCUGUAUAGCCAUGUUACUCGGAGACGGGCUCUACAACUUCAUGAAAGUCUAUUCGGCUUAUACCACCGAUUCAAAGACCAGAGAUUCAACCGCGACACCCCUAUAACCGGCAACUCUCCCCGACCUCCUCUCCCUAUCAUAAAUGCGCUCAAUUAUUCCUCAAAGACCAAAUCCCAGUAUGGAUUGCCAUCACCGGCUACCUCACCAGCUCCAUCGUCUCCGCCGCCACUCCCCUCCACAUGUUCCACCCCCUCAAAUGCUUCAACCUACAGAAAGCUCACGAUUUUCGAAAUCGGAGCAUGGGUCGGCAACAAGAACGGUAGGGUUCUAGCAGGGUUAGCCGCUUGCGGUGUCAUGAUGAAUAUUUUCGUCACCGCGUCGGAUUUAAUGCAGGAUUUCAAGACCGGGUACAUGACACUAGCGUCACCCCGGUCCAUGUUCGUAUCCCAGGUUUAUACCGAUUCCAAUGGCGAUGGCGAUUUCGUUAACGGAAUCUGUGAUUCCCUCGGGAAUAACUGGGCGAGGUUUAUACGGAUUCCAAUGGCGAUGGCGAUUCCGUUUUAUAUCCGUGGGCAUUUGGCGAUUGAUAUGUGUGUUGGGAGUUUGAUUUUGUAUAUUUGGUCGAGGUUUAAUAAGGCGAAGGAGGUGGCGUUCGGCCUACAGUGGCUUCGGGGGUUGAUUUGUGGCAAUGGGAUUUGGAGUUUGGACACUGCUGAGUUCGAUUCUUGCUUUGGCAGCUUUAAAUGUUUUCCGAUUUGGAUUCGUGAUCUCGAUGUUAUUGAAUAUGGAAAUGUGUUACAUGACGCGUUACAUGUCGCCGCUAAUAGUUGGUGUCGCCGCUAA